UCUCUCUUUACUUGUUUUCAAAGCAAAGCAAUCGGUGAGUCCUUCGAACGAAAGAGAGGAGGGAUGAGUUCGUCGCCACAUCGCUCUCGCGGAGGAGGCGGCGGCGGCGGCGGCGAUGAUAGGCCCAGGUUCUUCGACUCAAAGGCCAAGAGCCUCUGCUGGGCAAAGGCUGAUAUUGUGCCCGGCCGUCAUCCCGAGAGGUGGCGCAAAGACGCCGCCGGCAACAUUGUUUGCAAGCGCUUCGGCAACUGUCACGGCUGCCUCUGCUUCGAGUACGAUCACAUCCUUCCCUUUUCCAAAGGUGGUGAAUCCACAGCAGAUAAUUGUCAAAUACUACAAACUAGAGUGAACAGAUUCAAGUCGGACAAGGAUCAGGUUGAUCCAGCUCAGCUGAAGGGCUACUCAUGUGACAUUACUUUUUCUGAUAAGGAGCUCGAUAUAAUAGAGAUGGCUGUUUAUGGGGACGUGAUUAGGCCAGGAAAUGAGUGUCGUUGCAGAACAGUAGCUGAAAUGCUUGGCGUAUACAAAUCUAAAGACAAUACAGCUGCGUGCAAGCUGCCACAGACAGGGGAAUGAAUCUCCAAUGGACAGAAAAUCGUAAGUAUCAAUAUCAUAUAAUCCACUGCAUGCAAUUGUUGAUUCAAUCUUCCUUUUAUCAGGAUUUGAGAUCCACGUGUCAGAUUGUUAAAAUUGAAUUCUGACCAUUAUUUGGCCAUACAUUAUAUGGUAGCUGAGAUUUUCUUGGAAGAAACAAGUCAGGUUCUUUACUCUCCUUGAGAAUUGACAUAUCCAGGCACGCACUUGGAUAAGGGCACUGCUUUAAGCUGUUGUCUUCUGCCGUUAUGAACUGGACUUUCGCCUAAUUUCGGUGUCACUGAUGAACUCUUUGGUUUAUC
Molecule: messenger RNA, 896 nt
Organism: Neltuma alba
Lineage: Eukaryota; Viridiplantae; Streptophyta; Magnoliopsida; Fabales; Fabaceae
Exons: 3
Coding region: 64-576 (170 amino acids)
Source: RefSeq, a predicted model, not a curated record